AUGGACUCCGUCACCGCUCAAUCUCGACCGGGCCGCCACUCCGUUGAUCCAUCUAAGCGUAUCCAAUCUUCCCCGCCACCUGGCUUUGGUUCCGUCCCUAGCUUCAAUUACGCCUCAUCAUUCGGUUCCCAUAACGACUCAACCAACCCGCCACACCACAGCGCCUAUCCACAAGCUCCGAUUAUGAUCCUUCUCAUAAGUGGAUCUGUCAUAGAUACCGUCAUUUUCAAUUCAUCCGAUGCCGUGGGUCGUCAACAUCCUUGGCCAACCUCCUCGUUUAAUUCCGACAAUCCUCAACCGAUCCAAUUUUGA
Messenger RNA from Puccinia graminis f. sp. tritici CRL 75-36-700-3, 312 nucleotides. RefSeq lists its product as uncharacterized. NCBI's taxonomy places the organism in Eukaryota, Fungi, Basidiomycota, Pucciniomycetes, Pucciniales, Pucciniaceae. The transcript is spliced from 5 exons. Bases 1 to 312 code for a protein of 103 amino acids. The record is from RefSeq and is a predicted model, not a curated record.